AUGCGGCGAGUUGGAGACCUCGCUACUGCUUACCAACACUCAGAUUCACUUCCGUGCAGCGUUGUCAACAGAUAUCUACGUGUGCAGCUUGGAAUGAUUGCUUUCGAGAACGGGCGGUAUAGCGAAGCCGCCGAUAAAUUCAAAGAGAGUAUUCCCAGUCUAACCAUCAUCAACGGCAUCCAUCCUGAUCCUCAGCCAAUUGAACAUCCAGCUCCGCUACCGCCUUCUGUCUGCGUCUCUUCUACCCCCUACAUCAAAAAUAUUAGCACCCGCCUUCAAAACAGAUUCGAGCAGCGGGGCGUCCCGUCUGACCUUGAUGAGGCCAUUGAGCUCCAUCAGGCUGCACUACUCCUUCGUCCCCCCGGUCAUUCUUGUCGAUCGAUUACUCUCAACAGUCUUGCCUCUAGCCUUCGAAACAGAUUCGAGCAUCGGGGCGUCCCGUCUGACCUUGAUGAGGCCAUCGAGCUCCACCAGGCUGCACUACUCCUUCGUCCCCUCGGUCAUUCUGAUCGAUCGAUGACUCUCAACAAUCUUGCCCUCAGCAUUCAAAACAGAUUCGAGCAGCGGGGCGUCCCGUCUGACCUUGAUGAGACCAUCGAGCUCUAUCAGGCUGCACUACUCCUUCUUCCCCCCGGUCAUUCUCAUCGAUCGACGACUCUCAACAAUCUUGCCCUCAGCCUUCACAACAGAUUCGAGCAGCGGGGCGUCCCGUCUGACCUUGAUGAGACCAUCGAGCUCUAUCAGGCUGCACUACUCCUUCUUCCCCCCGGUCAUUCUCAUCGAUCGACGACUCUCAACAAUCUUGCCCUCAGCCUUCAAAACGGAUUCGAGCAGCGGGGCGUCCCGUCUGACCUUGAUGAGGCCAUCGAGCUCCAUCAGGCUGCACUACUCCUUCGUCCCCCCGGUCAUUCUCAUCGAUCAUGGUCUCUCAACGAUCUUGCAAACAGCCUUAAAACCAGAUUCGAGCAGUGUGGCGUCCCGUCUGACCUGGAUGAAGCAUUUAGGCUGUAUGUGCAACUCUCCUACCUAUCCCAUGCAGUCUCUCGUAGGGAUCUUACUACCGCCAAGUCAUGGGCCACCUCUGCCGAAAACACGAACCAUGACUCUGCAUUGCUUGCCUAUCAAACUGCAUUGAAAUUCUUAGAUCAGCAUGUUACUAUACUAUCGCCUUCUCCACACCUAUUUGAUGUCGUCAGGAUGGCCACAGCUUCACUUGCCAUGGACGCUUUCUCGUGCAGUACAGACCCUUCAGUCAUUUUUCAUGUAGAACCCCUGCCCCGGAUGUGCCAAAAGGUCGUAGAAUCAUGGCUAGCCAGUCCGCGGCCGGUGCAUGUAGGAUAA
Suillus clintonianus is the source of this 1341-nucleotide messenger RNA. RefSeq lists its product as uncharacterized. Bases 1 to 1341 code for a protein of 446 amino acids. Gene Ontology annotation, molecular function: protein binding. The transcript is spliced from 3 exons. Lineage: Eukaryota; Fungi; Basidiomycota; Agaricomycetes; Boletales; Suillaceae. The record is from RefSeq and is a predicted model, not a curated record.